Cyprinodon variegatus (sheepshead minnow) is the source of this 6616-nucleotide messenger RNA. RefSeq names its product serine/threonine-protein kinase ULK1-like (gene ulk1b). Bases 549 to 3632 code for a protein of 1027 amino acids. The transcript has 27 exons. The record is from RefSeq and is a predicted model, not a curated record. Gene Ontology annotation, cellular component: autophagosome; cytoplasm. Lineage: Eukaryota; Metazoa; Chordata; Actinopteri; Cyprinodontiformes; Cyprinodontidae. Gene Ontology annotation, molecular function: ATP binding; protein serine/threonine kinase activity. Gene Ontology annotation, biological process: autophagosome organization; peptidyl-serine phosphorylation; positive regulation of autophagy.
CCUCAUCGAAAGCAGAUCCUGCUUUGUUGUGAGCAUCGGUGCUGUGACUUUCCAGCGAAGUCAGCUGCUAUUUUACGACAUAUUGCGUUUGUCUGCCAUCGCAUUCAGCAGACAACAACUGUUACCAGCCUGUUUUAGGGUCUUUUUGUCGUCUUUUCUCCGGUUGGAAAGUCUAAAGCAACAAAAGUCUGGAUCUUCUGUAUAUAAACAAAACGCAGCGAACUGCUUCUUAAGGUGGAACGUCAAAGACAGAUGCGGAGAGGCUACAGUCGUCGGUUUUCCGUGUUUUAAGUUUGCUAACUUCGUUUAGGUCGCUUUACCGGUGAUGGAAACAGCCAUGCGACUCUGUUAGGGACUGAACUCCUUUUGGGAACCGUGUGAACAUGAGAGAAGAGGACAGUUUGCUGUUGGAAAGCCAGUCUAUGGCAAGCGAAAGAGGGGCUGAACGUCUCUGCUGCAGCCCCCACUUGACAGAGGAGGAAGGACUGGGACACCCGAGCUUUCCCGGUUAUCUGUCCAGGUCACAGUUGGACUAAAUCGGACUUUCCAUGGAGACUGUGGGGAAAUUUGAGUUCAGUCGGAAGGACCUGAUAGGACACGGCGCCUUUGCUGUGGUCUUCAAAGGCAGACAUCGAGAGAAACCUGACCUGGAGGUGGCAGUGAAAUGCAUAAACAAGAAAAACUUGGCCAAAUCUCAGACGCUGCUUGGGAAAGAGAUCAAAAUACUGAAGGAACUGAAACAUGAGAAUAUUGUUGCAUUACUGGACUUUCAGGAAACUGCCAGCUCAGUGUACCUAGUAAUGGAGUAUUGCAAUGGAGGAGAUCUUGCUGACUACUUACACUCCAAAGGCACUCUAAGUGAGGACACUAUUCGGGUUUUCCUGCAGCAAAUAGCAGGGGCCAUGAAAGUCCUGCAGACCAAAGGAAUAAUCCACCGGGACCUCAAACCCCAGAACAUUCUGCUGUCUUACCCAUCGGGCCGAAAGUCUCACUCCAACAACACCUGCAUCAAGAUCGCGGACUUUGGCUUUGCCAGACACCUUCAGAACAACAUGAUGGCAGCUACGCUCUGCGGCUCUCCUAUGUAUAUGGCACCUGAAGUGAUUAUGUCCCAGAACUAUGAUGCCAAGGCUGACUUGUGGAGUAUAGGAACCAUCGUGUUUCAGUGUCUGACUGGAAAAGCUCCUUUUCAGGCCAGCAGCCCUCAGGACCUCCGGCAGUUCUAUGAGAAAAACAAGAACCUUAGUCCCAAUAUCCCCAGAGAGACUUCAAGCCAUCUGAGGAACCUGCUGCUGGGUCUGCUGCAACGCAACCACAAGGAUCGCAUGGACUUUGAUGAGUUUUUUACCCAUCCUUUCCUGGAUGCCAGCUCAUCUAUUAAAAAGUCCAUCCCUGCAGUGACCAUGACCUGUUUGCCCAGUUCUGCAUCAGCCAGCUCUUGUAGCAGCUCCUCCACUUCUCACCUUGCCUCACCACCGCAGUCUCUCGCUGAGACUCAGCAUCUGCGCUCCAAAGUUCCUGCCUCUCCAACCCAGGAUGCUGCAGGUUUUCUCUUGAAGGACUCGUCUGGAGCAGGCGGCAGCAGCAAGAACUCCUCCUCUUGUGAUACAGAUGAUUUUGUAAUGGUGCCUGCUCAUUUUACAGCAGGAGAACUGACUUGUGAGAGUAAAGUACUGCAGGACAGUCUCAUGAACAGCGGUUCUCUUUUGGCUUCAGCUGGUCUGUGUAACCAAGCCAAAACACCGCCUCACUCUCCCUCCUACAGCGGCUCGCCAAGUCCUGUCAGACCCGCAGAGUUCCUGGGGAGUAAUUUCUAUGGUAGCUGUGGAAACCAUGUUCACUCAUUGCCUAUCCCAGUCCCCACUCAGGUCCAGAACUACCAGCGUAUGGAGCUGAACCUUCAGUCUCCCAAACAGGACGGCUCGCCACGGCUCUCUACGCCGGUGCGUCGCUGCAGCAGUGGGAGUCUGGUGGGUCAAACUAGAGCAGGACCCUCAGCCCCGCGGCAAGCAGUAGCCCCCAGCUCCCGCAGGCUUUCGCUGGGAGGAACCAGAACAUUCCAGAUUUCGCCGCAAGUCCUUGCAGCGCCCCAGCAUGCCGAAUCAAGGCAGACGUCUCAGCAGCCUCCGCAGGGGGCAGGGCUUGGCACGCGCCUCCACAGCGCCCCCUGUCUUUUGGAGUGUGCGACUGGUGGCGGAAGGCAUAAAAUUAAAAAACAGCACUCGGACCCUGUGGCUGUCCCCCCAUCAGGGCUGAUGACUGUCCGCCUCCCCCACUCCUCCCCCAGACUCAGUGAGCUGAUGCAGCGGAACCCCCUCCCUACCAUCCUGGGAUCCCCCUCCAGGGCCAUCCCUCCGUUUGAAUUCCCCAAACCACCAAGUUCUCCAAACCUUAUGACUUUCCUGACGCAGAGGGGUUUGGGUGUGGGUUCGCCUAGCAGCAGGACUGCCCCAGGAGAGCUCCGAGACGUUGGACAACAAGCCCCGGCGCCGUCCACCAGCCCUGCUUACUGCGUCCACAGACUGACUGAUGACAGCAGGAGCUUUGGAAGGUCACAGAGUGCCGGUCGUCUGUCGGACAUGCUGCUGAUGGCUGCCUUUGGAGCAGGAGGACACGCAGGAGACCGAGGCAGUACGGAGAACCUGGCCUCAGAAAAAGCAAUAGAUAUAACAGCUCCUCCUUGUAGUGGCUUUGCACCGGGGUCCUGCAGCCCAGCGCAGGUGAUUUUCACCGUUGGCUCUCCCCCAAGUGGCAGCACACCACCUCAGACCUCCAGACAAAGAAAAUGUUCAGGCUCCUUCAGUUCAGGAAGCCCUGCAGGCUCGCUGACCAGCCGCUACCCCCAGACAGGCCCCUAUCCUGAAGGCUUUGAGGCCCCGCCCAGCCCUCGCUACAGCUUCACUGAUCCUAUCACAGCUAACAUGGGUGGCGCUGUGACCUUUGAGGCCCCCGAGCUGCCUGAGGAGACGCUGAUGGAGCAGGAACACACAGACACCGUGCAGCGCCUGCGCUUCACUCUAGAAUUUGCGCUCUGUCUGAUGGAGGUGGCGAGCUCACGUGGUGCUGCCACGGUGGGAGGACAAGGACGAGAAUCUCACCCCGCUGUCCUCCAGCAGCAGAGCCUGGUAGCAGAUCAGAUAAGCUCAAUGAGCCGAGAGUGGAGUCAUGCAGAGCAGCUGGUGCUCUACCUUAAAACCGCAGAACUAUUGUCUACUGCCUUACAAACAGCCAUGGAGCGCGUCAAACAGGGGAAGCUUUACCCCUCUGCUACUGUCAAACAAGUGGUGAGGCGGCUGAAUGAGCUGUACAAGUCCAGCGUGGCAUCAUGUCGCUCGCUCAGCACUCGGCUGGAACACUUUUUCUCCAGGAAGCAUCGUCUGAUGGACCAAAUCUCCUCUAUCAAAGCUGAGCGGCUGCUCUUCAGCCACACAGUGCAGAUGGUUCAGACUGCUGCACUGGACGAGAUGUUCCACCAGGGGGAGGCGUCCAUCCUGCGUUACCACAAAGCUCUCCUGCUAAUGGAGGGCUUGUCUCUGUUCCUCACUGAACAGGAUGACAUCCUGAGCGUUAGCAAAUGCAAAGAAUGCAUUGAACGCCGCCUCACAGCUCUGCAAUCCGGUCUCUGUGUUUGACGCCUGACUCUCCAUUUGCACUCUAACACACAACUUACCAAAUCUCCACCCACAUUUCACGGUGUCACAUAGAAGCGCUUUUGGUUUCGCAAGAAAACCACAAGGUUUACACAGACACUGAAAGGCUGCUCACUGGAAGAUCUUUCGGUUUUCAAGGUUGGAACCAUCUCAUCUAUGGGGGUUGGACCAGCAGUGGACAUAGGGAGGACUUUGCUGCUGAACAUGGAAAUGCCAAGAAGAAGAUUUGCACCCAUUUACUGUCGAUCCAACAGCAGAGAGCAGUGUUUGCCAAGUAGUCACAUUCCUUCAUGUUGCGCUAGUUUAAAAUAAGAAAAGCUUUUUAGGAUUCAAGCAAGAUGCAGCAGCAGAAGCAAUGCAGAUAAACCUGCACAGCUGGUGAUGCAUUCUGAUAAGGACUCCAUGUAGCUAAAUAUUCUCAUAAUGUGCUUUUUUUUGUCUUAUAUCUCUGCUUUGCUCCCAUUUUUCUUCAUUUUAUCAGAUCCUUUCAUGCUUAUUGACAGAAAGUCUACAGCUUAAAGCAUAGCUACAUUUAAUUAGCAGUAGUGCAUAUUAGUACUGUUAAAAAAAAAAAAACUGCUGCCAAAUUAUUUUUAAAGGAUUUAUUGAAGUAGAUUCAUAAUCUAAUUCUGCUGGUUUGAUUUAGAGAAGAAAAGAAAAAAAAAUCUGUCUGAAAAUGUACUAUUUCUGUAUAAGCUCAAAAUGAAAGGGCCACAGCCUGUUUCACACUAUGAGGUUGUGAGGGAAGUAUUGUAAUCCUGCAGCUUUCUCUAAAGCAGAGAGGAAACAGUUAACACUCGAAACACCGUGUUUAACUAUAGAAAGAGCUGAAACUGAUCCAUUUGCAUCUUUCAUCACAAUCUUGUUCAGGAGAAUGCUGCAAUAAUCUGGGAUGCAGACAUAAGAUUGAAGUAAAUCAAAAUAACAUUAAUAGUCGGUUUCCAUAAUGCAUUUAAAAAAGUAAAACUCAUUAUGUAAUUCAUUAUGGCUUGCAGCUAUUCACAUUCCUUUCACAUUUACUGUUUUUUUCUGAUAGCUUUUUAAUUCUUUUUACCAAAGUUUUUCCUUCCACCUAACUUUCUAUAGAUGUGCUUUGAUGGAGGACUGAACCAACAGCUUUUUGGCGUCUCCCUCACCUUAUGGGGUCGUCAGUGACUCUCUGCUGAACAACUUUGACUCUCUUUGAAUCUCUUGACUCGAUAGGUUCUCUGGGAGGUUUAGGUCACCAGUCAUCCUUAGAGAUGCUGUGGUCAUUAAAGCAGGUAUUGGUAUUUUCUGCAGGUGCUGAGGCCACACCACAGCGUCUCUGUUGUUUUUACUCGAUUUUUUAAAUUUCCAAGUAAAUUAAUUUGGUGGAUUUGUAGUAGCUGUGAGCCAUAAUGGUCAAAUAGGUGAAAUAUGAGUUCAACUUUUUUUUAACAGUAUUGAUUUACUGGAAUUAAUUGACUUUUUUUAAUACCGUUCACAUUUAUUGAGAUUACUCUCAUAAGCUUUCACACUCAGUGCUGCUCAUUUCUGUGAAUUGUUUCCAGACUUUGUCAGGGUUGGGGUUUUCCUUUGUGUGUUUCAUCUCUCCAUCUUGUGGGUGUUCGGCAAGCAUAGUCAAAUAUGAAUGUAGGGGCUGUCAGGAAAGGGGAAAAUUAAAAUCAGGCUAAAGGUUGGAGGGGGUUAACAUUUAAGAUAAUCUUAAGGGCUGAAUGUUGUUUUUGUUUUUUUUGCACUGUUUAUGUACUGUAUAGAUAGAAGAGUAUGUUAAAUAUGUUAAAAGUGUGCAGUUUGUGUAGCCUUGCUCAUUUAGAGACAUCUGCUUACUCAUUUUAGCGCAUACCUAGUUGCUUUUAAAGUUAUAAAAUCGUGUAUGUUAUUAUGUGAAGAGUGACGAGAAGGAAAUAGUGUAUAGCUGGGCUUCUAUAAGGGGAAAGAAGAAAAUUAACACUGAAGCAAAUGUCGCAGUUCUUGUUUUGAGCUUUAAUUGACCUUUUUUUUUUAUUAUUUUGGGUUGUUGUUAAAGGCUCUGCACCACUUUAGAGUAGAAUCUGCUUGAUUUGUUUAGAGUUGUUUACCUUAACCAAGCUUAAAUAGGAAGAGUUCUCGACUCUGCUUGAUUGGUUGUGUUUGAUGGGUUGAGUGCAUGAAAGUGAGAUUUAGUAGGCCUGUUAUUUAACAUGCUGAUUGGCGGGUGGACAAAUUUAGCGCAGAAAGAGAGACAUAGAUCUAUGCUUAUGAGAAGCAGAACCUGUCACUCUGAAGUAAUUCACAUCUCAACCCACCGAUAUCCUAUUUUACUCUAGAUGUCAUUUCCUCUGAAACCCAAGGUGGUUUUUGAGUGCAUAGUUUCUAAAAUGAUGGUGUGCGAGCUCAGCUAAAGAUGCUGUUCACCCUCACAGCAGCGCAAUCGGCAGGACAGGCUGAGAAUAAUUUAUUGAUCCAGAAAUGUUUGUUUUUUCUCUGAGUCUCCCAAGAGUACAUUCCUAGUAUUAUUAAAUUCCUCCACAGGCUUUGUGUCACUACAUUUGCUGCGCUGUUCUUCAAAGAAUCAGGCGGCUAAAAAACUGAUGCAUGUGUCACUUUUUUCUCUUUUGUUUAUAUCUUUCCAUACAAUCAUUGCCAGGUUAGUGGAAAAAAAUGCCCUUUGAUUUUAAAAGUUGUCAAUUUUAUUUCGGUUUUUGUAUGUUUUCUAAAAUAACACAUUGUUUCCAUUUUCCCUCUGAGUAAUUAUGUAUCACCUGUUUAAUUUCUAAGUUAUUGUUGGCGUUUAUUCAACCCAUCAGCCGGGAGAUGAUGGUUUGGGCUACCUGAACAUUCCCAAAGACUAUUGAGCUUUCUGCUUGAUCUUCCACAUUCUCUCUCUUGCAAAAGCAGUUUUAAUGUUUUCAUAUCAAUAAUAGACGCACUAUCUCUAUACCCCUGCUGAUGAUGUAAUCUCUACUGUUUGGGGAGUUCCGUCAUGAAUAAAGUGAAUGGAA